GCCUGCCUGCGGUUGUUUCAAACAAACAUGGAGGAGAAAGAGAGGGACAGGAGAAUUAAGGAGCCAGAUAGUAAAGAAAAACACUCCGCUUCCAGCGCUAGUACCUCAUCUGUGGCACGGGACGAUGACGCUUCUAAAAUAGACGUGUGUUCUGAAAAGUUCGACCCACUUUUGGCCCUGUACUCGCCCACGGUGCCGCUGCCUUUUCCAAACAUCAAAUGUUUCAACAAUGUCGCCGAGUACGAGGGGUUCCUAAAGGGGGGCCGGGGUAGAGCCAAGCCGGAAAAUGUGGAGAAAAAGCGACUGAAGGCCUUGAAAGGGGUCGCCGACCCGGAGCGUAUCGAGAGACUCAAGAAGCUCAUGGUGACCAAGAAGUCAGUGGAUGAGGACGAGGAGCGAGGAAGCAGCAGCCGCACACCACAACCACGGCGACACAAGACCCCCAAAAAUGUCCUGACUAGGAUGACCUUAUGCAAAGGCAGCCCUUUGGGUGAGCUGCACAAAUGUGUGGAGCAGAGGAUAAGAGUCAAAGUUCACAUCAGGACCUUCAAAGGACUGAGGGGCGUGUGCUCCGGCUUUGUUGUGGCCUUCGACAAGUUCUGGAAUUUGGCCAUGGUUGACGUUGAUGAGACGUAUAGAGAGCCUCUUCUUGGGAAGGCCUUGCACCAUGAGAAAGCCCUCACCAUUUCACGGCUCUUUGAGAAGCUGAAGCUCCAGGAGAGCUCAGGAGGGGAAGGAGAAACAUCGAAGCACCGCGUCCAGGGAGAAAGCAGCCAGGGUCCCCCUUCAAACCCACAGGUGACUUCAGAACACUCGUCCGCUCACCCUGCCAGGCAGAGAGAUGACAACAAGACAUUGGCGCCACCAAAGGGUGCUAAGGCAGGUCAGGAGAAAGAGUGCAGGGCGUAUGGCAAGGUCCAUACUCGCCACAUCAACCAGCUAUUUAUCCGGGGAGAAAAUGUUCUCCUGAUCAACCCUCAACCGCUAUGACAGCCCGACGAGGCAUUUCUUUUAGUGCCACCUAAUCUAAGACUGUGUGUUAUCAUCUGCAGUUGCAAUAUGUUGAAUGCACUGCAAUGAACUCCCAGAGAUCUCUGGUUCAAUUUGUGAGAACCCAGAGUCGAUCAGACCGUAUAUCAUGUUGAUAUGUAAGAUUUGCAUUGUGUUCCACGCAAAUCACCUUGUAAUUGAGGAAUUAAAGCUUGUUGCCUGUUAA
This is a messenger RNA of Phycodurus eques (leafy seadragon), 1216 nucleotides long. RefSeq names its product LSM11, U7 small nuclear RNA associated (gene lsm11). Lineage: Eukaryota; Metazoa; Chordata; Actinopteri; Syngnathiformes; Syngnathidae. The coding region runs from base 28 to 990 and encodes 320 amino acids. The record is from RefSeq and is a predicted model, not a curated record. Gene Ontology annotation, cellular component: U7 snRNP. Gene Ontology annotation, biological process: mRNA 3'-end processing by stem-loop binding and cleavage. The transcript is spliced from 4 exons. Gene Ontology annotation, molecular function: U7 snRNA binding.